UCGAUGAUCCACUGUCAUAAUUUGACAUGCAGAAAUUCGCAGUCCAAAAUUUGCAGUAUGCUCCAAAAUAAUCUUGUUUGUUUCUUUCAUCCUAAUGGAAACAUCUCGAAAAAAUAAGAGGACAUAUUGCUCACCGAAACUCAGAGAUCUGAACGGAGGAUGCGACCAAGAUGACCAAGCUUACAGCCCAUCGAACAGUCCAAGUAACACCAAACAAAAUUCGAAUUCCACGAACUCUCCCGUUGUACCGAAGCACAAUCGUAAUCCACCUGCCAGGAACAAUAGGAAACAGAUAAAUUAUAAGAUUCAGAAUUACGCCAAGAUACUGUCGGAAAUACCGGAGAAAAUCAGCAGGGAGAAGAACCAAGAUCACUUAGUUUUCUCCACAGCCAACACGCAGAUUUUCCAAGCGAAAGUUACCUAUUUUCCAGGAAAAAAUUUGAACGAUUUACGCAGAGCUUUGACUUCGAAUAAAUUCGACGAAGGGGGGAAUGAUAAGUCGAGGAGUGAAAGAAAAAUCAACACACCUGAAAAAACCUUUGGGAAGCAUCUUAUAUGCCCGAAAAAAAAAUCGAAAAAGAUGAAGAUAGUCCAGAAACCUCUGAACACAAUCGCUGAGGUUAACGAGAAUGAUCGAUCGAAAGAAUCGCUCAUGAAAGCAGCUCAAAAGAAGGAAGAACCAAAAGAGAACUCUUCCUCCAUAAACAUGUCCUACACUGAUGUCAGCGAGAAUUACAAGCAGGCAACUGUUGUCACUGUUGAUAAGGAGAAAAAUGACUUCAAUACGAUUAAACCCGAAUACAAACAGAAGGAAUGCGUGUCCUAUUUGUUCGAAGAGGAUAAAUCUGUAUUCAAGCCGAAUUUCGAAGAAUACCAAUCGUCUGAGAAAUCCAGCUUACCAUCAGUGGAUGCUGAAGAGGAUAACAUAAAGCACGUUUUCCAGAUCAGGGAUAUGUUCGAGAAAAUGUCGAAGAACGAGAUUGUCCCUGAGAAAAAACGCGAAUUGAAGCAUCCAACAAUAAGCUUCGAUCCCCUUCAUUUCGAACAUACAAUAUCAUGCGAAGAAUGUCGCAGAAUCCUGAAAGAUCUGAUUGACACCGAGAACAUUUCGAAGAAAGAUAUGAAGUUGGCGAUGUCAGAGAUACCGAGCAACUCGGCAAGAAGGAUCGUAGACUCCUUGGUACAAGAAAUCUGCGAGAGGUCGUUGAACAACAAGAGCGAUAUAAGCUUCAAGAUAGAAACCAAGAACACCACCACUAUCUCGAAGUUUUCUUACAGGAGGAGUCGUAGAAGGACCAGAAGGAAGGGAAUGGACGAGCACGAUAUGCAGUUGAAUGAGAAGAAACAUUGAGUUUUUUGAAAGAGGAAGACUUGAGUUUGAUGGCGUAGGACUGACGUUCAGUCGAACGUGCAUAUUUCGUUUUACAAGGACGAAGGGAGGAUUCGAUAGUUAAAUUUGUAGUGAAAAUAAAAGCUUUUCAUGAUA
Molecule: messenger RNA, 1486 nt
Organism: Coccinella septempunctata (seven-spotted ladybird)
Lineage: Eukaryota; Metazoa; Arthropoda; Insecta; Coleoptera; Coccinellidae
Exons: 2
Coding region: 95-1351 (418 amino acids)
Source: RefSeq, a predicted model, not a curated record